CAGUUGUUAAAGUAUACAUCCAAACAAGCCCUAAAUACAAAAGGAGUUGUGGUCAUUUUAUCCAAACAGUUGUUCAGUGGCACAACCUCCUUCCAAAUUCCGAAAUGGCUGUCUCAUCCAUAGCCAAUCUCUUCUCCUUCUUCACCCGUUCCAAACCCCCAACCCCCAAAUCGCCCACCCUCCAAUUCUCCCUUUCUUCUUCAACACCCAAAAAUGAUGCUUCAUCUGUGGUCAUUUCAUCAAAUGAAAAUCAGAAAUACUCAAUAGCGUUACCCUUAACAUCGUCUUCUGAUUCUGAUGUUUCCGCGGUAAUAUGCCCCUCACUUGCUAAUGCGAACACCCUUUACUUCAGGUCGGCGUAUAAUGUUCAGGUGAUUGUGGGUGAUAAUGAACCUGAAGAGAAGCUUCUUGGCAGGUUUAGGAGGGAGGUUAUGAGAGCUGGGGUUAUUCAGGAAUGCAAGCGUAGGAGGUAUUUCGAGAAUGCGCAGGAUGAGAAGAAGCGUAGGUCACGUGAUGCUGCUAAGCGCAAUCGUCGAAGACGUGGUCCACCAAGAAAUUUCUCGGAGGAUAAGCAAGAGACAACCAAGAAUAAGAGAGAUGACGACGGGGAAGAUAACUGGGAACUUCCUGAUGGAGGUGUUGCCUAUUGAUUUUAUUGUAGUUUAUAUUUCUUUUUUUUUUUGGGGUCCUUCUGUAGAAAUGAGGUUUAUUUUCCAUUUUGGAGAGAAUUCUAUUCAUGUAAUUUCCUACGGGAAUCGUUUUCACUGAUUUUUCCAACUGCACUCACCUGAUUCUCUGGUACAGUACUGUAUCUAUGUACUCGUGAAAAAUGUAAUUGUUAAGCCUGUUCAAAA
This is a messenger RNA of Capsicum annuum, 854 nucleotides long. RefSeq names its product 30S ribosomal protein S21, chloroplastic. Gene Ontology annotation, biological process: translation. Gene Ontology annotation, cellular component: ribosome. Lineage: Eukaryota; Viridiplantae; Streptophyta; Magnoliopsida; Solanales; Solanaceae. The coding region runs from base 105 to 650 and encodes 181 amino acids. The transcript has 2 exons. The record is from RefSeq and is a predicted model, not a curated record. Gene Ontology annotation, molecular function: structural constituent of ribosome.